AUGGGAGAAGACGAAAAGGUUGCAGAGUAUGUGUCGAAGGUGCAGAAACUCGUCCAUCUCAUAAAGGGUUAUAGUGAAAGCCUAACUGAUAAGAUGAUAGUUGAGAAGGUAAUGCGUGCGUUUACCUCUCACUUUGAUCACGUUAUCGUAGCUAUUCAAAAAUCCAAUCAAAUUGAAACCCUAAAAUUGGAAGAUUUGGUUAGUUCGUUGGAGGUGCAAGAGAUUAGGAUUGUCGAAUCCAAGAUCUGGUUCCUCGAUUCAGGCUGCUCGAAUCACAUGAUUGGACAAAAGGUGUGGUUGAGAUAUUUCAACGAAUCAAAGAUGAGCAAGGUAAAACUUGUUGAUAAUAGUUCAUUGCAAGCAGAAAGUACUGGCAACAUAGUUUUUUACAUGAGUAAUGGAGGGAAACUUAUGAUCAAAGAUGUGCUCUAUGUACCUGGUAUGAAAUGCAACUUGCUAAGUGUUGGAAAAUUGGUCGAAAAAGGUUUCUCAGUGUUUAGGAAAGAUUGA
Messenger RNA from Vicia villosa (hairy vetch), 510 nucleotides. RefSeq lists its product as uncharacterized. The transcript has a single exon. Lineage: Eukaryota; Viridiplantae; Streptophyta; Magnoliopsida; Fabales; Fabaceae. The coding region runs from base 1 to 510 and encodes 169 amino acids. The record is from RefSeq and is a predicted model, not a curated record.